Molecule: messenger RNA, 1647 nt
Organism: Caenorhabditis briggsae
Lineage: Eukaryota; Metazoa; Nematoda; Chromadorea; Rhabditida; Rhabditidae
Gene: Cbr-cct-8
Product: Protein CBR-CCT-8
Exons: 4
Coding region: 1-1647 (548 amino acids)
Biological process (GO): protein folding
Cellular component (GO): chaperonin-containing T-complex
Molecular function (GO): ATP-dependent protein folding chaperone; ATP binding; ATP hydrolysis activity
Source: RefSeq, a predicted model, not a curated record
AUGGCUAUGAAGAUUCCAAAGUCCGGUUACAACCGGUUCAUGAAGGAAGGAGCUCAACACUUCAAGGGAACCGACGAGGCCGUUCAAAGAAAUAUUGAGGCGUGCACAGAGCUUGCUUCUCAGAUUCGCUCGGCUUACGGACCAAACGGAAUGAACAAAAUGGUGAUUAACCAUAUUGAGAAGCUUUUCGUCACCAACGACGCUGCCACCAUUCUCAAGGAGCUUGAGAUUCAGCAUCCAGCCGCCAAAAUCAUCAUUAUGGCUACUGAAAUGCAGGAGAAGCAAAUUGGAGACAAUACGAAUACUGUUGUGAUAUUGGCUGCCGCUCUCUUGGAACAUGCUUCCAAUCUUAUCAACAUGGGAAUGACACCACAAGAAGUUGCCGCUGGUUACGAGCAAGCUGCCGAGAAAGCCCUUGAGAUUCUUCCAUCUCUCGUUGUCAAAGAAGCCUCUGACAUGAAGAAUAUCGAAGAAGUCCGUCAAUACCUCCGCUCUGCCAUCACCUCCAAGCAAUACGAUAACGAAGAUGUUAUUGCUGACCUCGUCGCCAAGGCUUGUGUCACCACUUGCCCUGCCAACAGCUACAACUUCAACGUCGACAACAUCCGUAUCUGCAAAAUCAUCGGAUCUGGAGUUCACACCUCGAAAGUGAUGAAUGGAAUGGUCUUUAAGAGAGGAGCCGAAGGAGAGAUUCGUUCUGCUCAAGACGCCAGAAUCGCUGUGUACACUUGCCCAUUCGACUUGACACAGACUGAGACUAAGGGAACUGUUCUUAUUGAGAACGCCGAUGAGCUGGUUAACUUCUCGAAGGGAGAAGAGUCUGAGGUUGAGGAGCAAGUCAAGGCUAUCGCUGAUAACGGAGUGAAGGUUGUUGUUGCUGCUGGAAAGUUCGGAGAUCUCUACCUCCAUUUCCUCAACAAAUACAAGAUUAUGGCAGUUCGCUUGACUUCAAAGUUCGAUCUUCGUCGCUUGUGCAGAACUGUUGGCGCUCAACCACAGGCUAGAAUCUGUGCUCCAGCUGUUAACCUCCUUGGACAUUGCGAUUCAGUGUCUGUUACAGAGAUUGGAGACGAAAAUGUUGUUGUGUUCGAUAAAAACUCGGAGACCGGAAAGGUUGCCACUAUCAUUAUCCGUGGAUCCUCUCAAUCUAGAAUUGAUGAUGUUGAGAGAGCUGUCGACGAUGCAGUGAACACCUACAAGGCACUUACCAAGGACGGAAAGCUUCUUGCUGGAGCUGGAGCCGUUGAAAUCGAAUUGGCAAAGGAAAUUGAGUCAUAUGGAGCCAAGGCACCAGGACUUGAGCAAUAUGCCAUCAAGAAAUUCGCUCAUGCUUUGGAGACUCUUCCAAAGGCUAUCGCUGAGAACGCCGGUAUGCCAACAACGGAAACUUUGACCAAGCUGUAUGCCGAGCAUGUUAAUGGAAAGAAAAAUGCUGGAAUUGAUGUUUGGAAGAGAGAAGUCAUGGACGCCGUCGCACACAACAUCUUCGAUCUUUACGCUGGAAAACGACUAGCCAUCAAGCUGGCCACCGACGCCGCCGCCACAAUUCUCAAGGUUGAUCAAAUUAUUAUGGCUAAGCAAGCGACAGGAGGACCAAAGCCAAGAGGACCCAAGCAACAAGAUGAGGAUGACGAUGGAAUGGCCUAA